GCCUUUCCUCUUCUCGCCCAAUUCGCCGUUCUGAACCCUAAUAAUUUCUCUCCCCUUUCAUACGCCCUGAUUUUCACUUCUUUCCCUUUCGAAAAUUUUACUAGGAAAAUCUACAAUUUUCCAGGAAAUUUUCGAACUAGAUCAGGAAAGGGGAAACCAUUUACUUAUCGAUAAAUUUUUCCUUUUUUCUGUUCCUUCUUUUUUUUUUUUUUUGGCUCAUGGAUUCAAACCCCUUCUUCCCUUUCGAUGAUUCUUCAUUCCCACUACUUCGAAUAGAUCCUGUUGAAAAUUUUUAAUUUUUCCUAGAACCCAAUUUUUUGAUUUCUUUUUUAAUGGACCCAAAGCAGCUGGUUUUCGGUAUCAGCUCCGACGAGGAGGCGCCGACAUGGGAGGAUAUGAUCGGCGAUGACGACAAUUGGUUUACGGAAGUUCUUGGUGCCGUUGAUAUGGGAUUCGACGAUCCUGAUGAGGUCGUGUUUGUUCGUGAGGUCAAGCCCAGCAAGAAGUCGAAACCCUCGAAACUAAGAAGUCAGGUUUUUGAUGACAACGAUGAUUGUUUUGUUCUGAAUGGCGACCCGCGUAAACCUCUGGAUGUUUCUAAUGAAGAGGAAGAGGACGAAGAUGAGUUGCAGAUCGUGGGACAAAAUGGGGAGAUUGCAUGCAGAGAUUUACCCCAUUCGCGGCACUUAUGUGCUAAAUUCAAGUUCAGUUCCACUCCGCAUGAAAAGCACUGCGAACUGUGCCACUGUUAUGUCUGUGACACACAUGCACCAUGCGUCUAUUGGGGCUCUGGCACCUCUAACACCAAUGACCAUUGCCAUGCUACUGAUGAAGAAGAGAGAUGGAACACUUUGCGGAAAAGCUUCAGGACCGGGAAAAAUGCCCCCAUGCCAGUUUCAAAUUUUCCUCUCACGCCUCCUAUGGAAGCAGCCCAUCUUAAUGAUGUUCCACUUAGUGACGUUACCCAUGUGGCACCCCGCUCCACUUCCCAGAAUCAAGUCUCAAGCCCAGUUGCACAGGAUCAAGUCUCAAGGCCAAUCCCACUGAAUCGAGUCUCAUGGUCAACCCCACAGAAUCAAGUCUCAAGGCCAAUUACAAUCCCUGCUGGAAACUUCAUGCCACAGAAUCAGAUAUCAAGGUCAACCACUGUUCAUGCUUGCUCUUCCCCCAACAGAGAUAACACCCGAAAUAGUAUGAGCCAGACUGGAAGCCGGCAAUCACAAAUACAAGAAUUGGUCUCUAAAAGGAUCAAAUUGCAGUCAUGUCCACGAUUAGUUUCACAACGUUUGCUUGGUCCGCGUAGUACUUCCAUCCAAAAAGAUCGAGGUCAAGGUAUUGAUAUGGUUUCACAGUUUUUCUCUUCCAAUACAAUGCCUAAAAGGGUAAAUGGUGGAGUGGCUGCAGCUACAGCAGUGAACCGAACUGCUUAUGGCUCAUCAGAAAGCAUUACUUCUCAUGCAGCACAGCAUGCCCCAAAUUCAGCUGCAGUAGCUACAACAAAUGACAGCAAUCCCAUUGGAUGGGAGAAUUUAGGUUCUGCCACAACCCCAGAGAUGUAUAUGGUUCAGAGCUCCUCACAGGUUAACAUGGGCAGUGUCUUCACAAAUACAGCACCUUCUCAGCCUGCAUUGUAUAGCCAGCCCAUUCCUCAAUCAAAUGGUGACCAAAGCAUCAAUCUCUGUGGGGGUUUUCCGGAUUUUGACUUUGGAUUGGUUAACAAUAGCGGCCAAAGUGACCAUCAACCUCCAACUGAGAUUGUUCAGUUGCAAACCACCGGUUCCACAAAUGAGCAACUAUCAAUCAAGGAGUUUGAUAAUUGUACUAGAUUCCAUUUUGAAGACGACCUUAACUUCCUUUUUGAUUUUGAGGACCAACCCUUUCCAGUGGUUCAAGAUGGUUGCAUACCUCCAGAACCUCCAGAACCUGUAUCAUUCGAUACUGGUAUGAGAUUAUUUGAUUUUGAACCACUUGGCCUCACAUGACACAUACAUGGCUGAUUUAGGUUGCUUGUGCAUUCUUAAAAGAAGAAAAUCUGUUUCUUGCGGCUUGCAAACAAGAACAUUAUUUGUUGGGAGAGACGGUUUGCUUUUGUUUGAGUUUUAACUGUAUCAUAGAAGUUCAGUAUAAUUUAGGCUAUAGGGUAUGUACAAAUUGGUAAAGGGCUGAGAGGCUGUUUCUCUGUUUUGAAAAUUUUAUGAAUCCAAUAAAAAUUGUUUCGGUGA
Rubroshorea leprosula is the source of this 2222-nucleotide messenger RNA. NCBI's taxonomy places the organism in Eukaryota, Viridiplantae, Streptophyta, Magnoliopsida, Malvales, Dipterocarpaceae. The record is from the annotation of a GenBank genome assembly.